This is a messenger RNA of Sesamum indicum (sesame), 4379 nucleotides long. RefSeq names its product ARM repeat superfamily protein. NCBI's taxonomy places the organism in Eukaryota, Viridiplantae, Streptophyta, Magnoliopsida, Lamiales, Pedaliaceae. The record is from RefSeq and is a predicted model, not a curated record.
CCAGCGCAGAAAGUCUCUCUUUCACCCGAUUCUUCCCAACCUAAAAAGCUCCUAAAUCACACACCAAUAAAACCCUUUUCCCCUGAAAGCUAAAACCCUACACUUGGACGCCCUCAAUCUUCCGCCCCUACAUCCCCGGCGAUAAUGGAAGGCGUCGAAAUGGAGGCUGCGCCACCAUUACAUGACUCAAACGAGGACUUCUGCUCCGCCGUACUCUCCCAGUUCAGCAAUUCAAACAACGAGCACCACCUCCACACCUGCGCCGCCAUAGGCGCCAUGGCUCAGGAACUGGAAGACCAAAACCUCCCCCUCACCCCCAUCGCGUACUUUGGCGCCACGUGUUCCUCCAUCGACCGCCUCUCCUCAACCGCCGACUCCCCCGGCCACCUCCUGGACUCCCUAAUUACUAUUCUGAGUCUAGUUAUCGACAGACUUUCCCCAGCUGUGCUCAAGACGAAAUACGUUUAUCUAUCCGGGCUUCUAAUUCGGAUUCUUCGAGGGAAAUCGAUACAAGUUAAUGGCGUUGUGCCCGGGUUAAAGUGUUGUUCCCGAUUGCUGAUCGUGAGGGAGCAGGUGGGGUGGGCAGACGUUGCAGAGUUGUACAGCGUCCUCAUCAGUUACAUAACUGAUGAUCGGCUCAAGGUAAGAAAACAAUCACAUUCAUGUCUCCGUGAUGUCCUGGAGUAUUUUCAAUUAGUGCCAAUGCUUUCACCAUUGCUGGCACCUGCAAGUGAAGCCAUUACAAAUGUCUUUGAGAGGUUUCUUCUGCUUGCUGGAGGAUCAAGUGGAAAUGCUUCGGAAGGGUCCAGAGCAGCACAGGAAGUCCUUUACAUUCUGGAUGCUCUUAAAACCUGUGUUCCUUUUAUGUCUUCAAAAUCAUCGGCAAACAUCUUGAAGUACUACAAAUCUCUAUUGGAACUGAGACAUCCCAUUGUUACUAAACGCAUAACAGAUGGUCUCAGUGCCCUAUGUAUCCAUUCUACUGGAGAAAUUUCUGCAGAAGUCCUACUUGAUUUGUUAUGCUCUUUAGCUAUCUCAGUCUCGCGCGACGAGUCAUCUGCUGAUAGCAUGACAUUUACUGCUCGCUUGCUAGACACUGGGAUGAAAAGAGUUUAUUCUCUCAACAGACAAGUUUGUGUGGUCAAGCUUCCUGUUGUUUUCAAUGCGCUAAAAGAUGUGUUGGCUUCUGGACAUGAGGAGGCCUUGGUAGCUGCUGUGGCAACAUUUAAGAACUUAAUAAAUUCAUGUAUCGACGAUAGCUUGAUAAAACAGGGUGUCGAUCAGAUUUCAGUCAGUGCCAAUGCGGGCACAAGGAAAUCCGGACCCACAGUCAUAGAAAAAGUUUGUGUAACCAUUGAAAGCCUGCUCGGUUAUCAGUAUGAAGCCGUCUGGGAUAUGUCAUUCCAAAUUGUUUCGACCAUGUUUGACAAAUUAGGUAAACGUUCUUUUUACUUUAUGAAGGAAGCACUCAAGAGUUUAGCUGAUAUGCAGAAGUUGCCAGAUGGAGACUUUGCUUUCAGGAAGCAGUUGCACGAGUGUGUGGGAUCAGCUCUUGGAGCCAUGGGACCUGAGGACUUCUUGAAUAUUCUGCCUCUAAAUUUGGAAGAUCUAUCUGAGGGCAACCUUUGGCUUUUUCCAAUUCUGAAACAGUAUACUGUUGGUGCUCAUUUGAGUUUCUUUACCAAAUCAAUUUUACCCAUGGUUGGAGAAAUGAAGAGGAAGUCUGCAAUGCUCGAACAAGAAGGAAAAAUACAGUCAGCAAGGAGUGUUGAUGGGAUUGUGUACUCCUUGUGGUCACUGCUACCAUCAUUUUGCAACUAUCCUGUUGAUACUGCUGAAAGUUUCAAGGCUUUGGAGAGAGCACUAUGUACUGCCCUUCAAGACGAACCUGAUGUCCGUGGUAUAAUAUGCUCCAGCUUGCAGAUUCUUAUUCAGCAGAAUAAGAGAAUUCUGGAAGGAAACGAGAAUAGUCCUAAUAUUGAAGUAGGCAUACCAGAGAGAUGCGCUAUUGCCCUCUAUACUGCACAUGUUGCUGGCUCUAACUUGAGUAUAUUGAAAUCCUCUGCUCGGGAGUUAUUGUCUGUUCUUACAGGAGUCUACUUUAAGUCUUCUAAAGAUACUGCUGGCAUUUUGCAGUCUACAAUUGGAGAGCUUGCUUCAAUAUCGGAUAAGGAGGUGGUCACAUGGUUUUUCAAGAAAACCAUGCAGAAGCUUCUGAAGGUUACUCAAGAGGCUGGCAAAUCAAGAAGCUCCAAGAACUCAAAUCUCAUGCAGGUUGACAACUCAUCCCAUGAUGGAUCACUGUCAACAGCCAGGGGACAAUUAUUUGACCUUGCAGUUUCCUUUUUACCUGGCUUAGAUUCCAAGGAAAUUGAUCUUCUAUUUGUUGCUGUACAACCCGCACUGAAGGAUGUUGAUGGGUUGGUCCAGAAAAAGGCCUAUAGAGUACUGUCUUUGGUGUUUCAGUACUCUGAUGACUUUAUUUCAAGAAAAUUGGAAGAGGUGCUCAGUUUGAUGAUUGAGGUGCUGCCAUCAUGUCAUUUUUCUGCUAAACGUCACAGACUCAACUGUUUAUACUUCUUGAUCAUCCACGUUUCUAAGGAAGGGUCCGAACAGAGGAGGCACGACAUCACUGCCUCUUUCCUUACUGAAAUUAUACUAGCCCUAAAAGAGGCUAACAAGAAAACAAGAAAUAGAGCAUAUGAUAUUCUCGUCCAGAUUGGUCAUGCAUGUGGAGAUGAGGAGAAAGGCGGCGAGAAGGAGAAACUACACCAAUUUUUUAAUAUGGUUGCUGGGGGCUUGGCAGGUGAAACCCCUCAUAUGAUUAGUGCUGCAAUGACAGGCUUAGCUCGCUUAGCUUAUGAGUUCUCGGAUCUUAUUUCCGCGGCUUACAAUGUUCUUCCAUCCACAUUUCUCCUCCUCCAAAGAAAGAAUAAAGAAAUAAUUAAGGCUAAUUUAGGUCUUCUGAAGGUAUUGGUGGCCAAAUCACAAACAGAAGGUCUACAAACACACUUACGAAGCAUGGUGGAAGGGUUGCUGAACUGGCAAGAUAGCACCAGAAACCAUUUCAAAGCAAAAGUUAAAAUGCUUCUUGAAAUGCUGGUGAAGAAAUGUGGCCUUGAUGCUGUGAAGGAAGUCAUGCCGGAAGAGCAUAUGAAACUCCUAACUAACAUAAGAAAGCUCAAGGAGCGGAAAGAGAGGAAACAGGCUGCUAAAUCUGUAGAAGACAGGUCCAUUCUAUCAAGAGCAACUACAUCCAGGAUAAGUAGAUGGAAUCAUACAAAAAUAUUUUCUGAUUUUGAUGAUGGGGAAAUGAGGAACAGUGAUGGUGAAUUGGUGGAUGAGAAAAGUAUUUCUAGCCGGCAGAGCAACUAUUCCUCAGUGUUACAAUCCAAAGCAUCUUUGUUACGCAUGACCAGGUCGAAGAAAUCCCGUAAGGCAGCAAAGAGCUUGCAAGAAGACUCAUUUGACCAAUUGGAUGAUGAGCCUCUUGACUUGCUUGAUCGGCAGAAAACAAGGUCUGCACUUCGAUCGUCACAGCUGGUAAAUAGGAAGUCUGAUUCAGAUGAGGAACCAGAGAUGGACGCUGAUGGGCGUCUGAUUAUUCACGAGGAUGCUAAGAGAAAAAGGGCCGAUAGGAAACAGAAGCGAGAGGUGCCCUCGGACACUGAGGUAGAUGGAAGAAGUGAAGCUGGAAGUCACUUGUCUGCAAACUCAAAGAAAACUCAAAAGCGCAUGAAGACAUCAGAGAGUGGGUGGGCUUACAUGGGCAAGGAGUAUGCAAGUAAGAAGGCAAGUGGUGACGUGAAGAGAAAGGACAAGCUCGAACCUUAUGCAUAUUGGCCACUUGACCGUAAAAUGGUGAGCCGAAGGCCAGAGCAUAGAGCAGCUGCGAGAAAAGGCAUGGCAAGUGUUGUGAAGCUAACAAAGAAGCUGGAAGGAAAAAGCGCCUCACAUGCCCUUUCCAUGAAGGGAGUAAUGUUGAAAAAGAGCAAAAAGAAAGGCAGCCAAAAGAAAACAUGAAUGGCUAUUGACGUUUUGUGUCUGCUGAACUUGUAUUUGGUCAUUCAAUUUUUCUAGAUUUGCUUUUUGGGUUUAUUUCUAGUGCAAGUUCGCAAAGAAGACCUGGCAGUGCAUGAAAGAUUGUAUGAGUUGCAUGUCCCGGCAGUGCUUGAAAGAAGACCCCCCAUUGGCACCUAGGAAUUUGAAAUUAAAAUGAGUUAUAUAUUUUUCCAAUGUAUAUAGAUGAAAAAUCAAGUCUAUAUAAACAAGCUUGAUUCUACUUCUUAUCACUUAAUUUUUGUACCUUGAGUGAUAUGACUUUGAGAAUUAUCAAGAAAAUUGAAGCAUGAAAUGUUAUUAGAACUUAUUGUUAGUUA